Messenger RNA from Sparassis crispa, 1737 nucleotides. RefSeq lists its product as hypothetical. The record is from RefSeq and is a predicted model, not a curated record. Bases 1 to 1737 code for a protein of 578 amino acids. NCBI's taxonomy places the organism in Eukaryota, Fungi, Basidiomycota, Agaricomycetes, Polyporales, Sparassidaceae. The transcript is spliced from 7 exons.
AUGUCGGACGACAAACCGGUGUAUAUGCCGUUACAAACCCUGCCCGCAGAUAUUCUUUUCGAAGUUGCAAGAUACCUUGCCAACACUGAUGUCCUUCACCUGAGCGUCACGUCAUGGACGGUCUACGCGAAGCUGAUCCCAGCCAUCUACGCUGUCGUGGACCUGCGUGGUGCCGGGCAGUGCAAUCACACGCUGUCCAUGCUCCAGCGUUACCCCCACGUCGCCCGCCACGUCCGGCGCCUGGUCGUCCGCCCCGAGCGCAGGAACCGGCACGACUCCCUACCGCACGUCCGCGAGUGGGACAAGGCCGGCAUGGUCUCGCGCCUCGUCGUCACCACCGCGCGGUACAUGGAUGUGCUGCAGGCCUUUGAGUGGGACGGCGAGGACAUGCUCCCCGACGACAGGAUGUGGGUCGAGCUGCGCCUCCGUUGUCCGCUUCUGAAAAGCAUUGGUGUCUCUCUCGGGUGUUUCCUGCCUCGUCCCACCAGCAAUUUGUUCCAAUUCAACGGUCUCGUUAGUUUCUCAUUGACUAUGAAAGAUGGAUUCUAUGCGCACCAACUACACGUUCCUUCUCGAGAAAGCGAACCGUUAUUCACCCGGCUUUUGGACAUGCUCACACGACGCUGUCCUGACCUGGAGUCCCUGUCGAUUGCGGGGACGUCGAACGAAAUUGCAGACGCAAGCCUCUUCUGGUCCGCGCGUUGGCCCCGCCUGCGUCUCCUCGAGCUCGGAGACGUUAUUUCUGCCCCAGAGCCUUUCCUUGCAUUCCUCGAAGCCCACCCUACACUCGAGGGCCUGUACUUACUUGGUCGUCCGAGAGCCUUGCCCGACUUCGUGACGCUCAAUAGAGAGACCUUACCGUCCCUGUGCGACUUUGCCGGCUCUCUAGAUACCCUUCGCGCGCUACUGGAGCGUGGCCAGACUGGACCGACUUCGCCGCCUUCGCCGCUCGCCAAGAACCUUCACCGACUAUGCGUUCCGGACCCCAUGCAGCUCCGCGAGCUCACUCCGCUCACGAUAUCGCAUGUGCUCGUUGACCUGCAAGGGCUCACGUCUCUGGAGCUUACCUUCGCGCCUCACAGCGGACACGACAGCAACAGCGCAUUCCGCACCAUCGUAGCUGCGUGUCCGCAGCUGCUCGACCUUAAGCUCACUUGCGUGUGCAAGCCAUCUUUCUACCUGGAAUCCUUCUCCCGCUCUCUUCGCAACCUCACGCGCCUGCGCACAUUCGCGCUCACGAUAGUCCCCUUCGCGGGCGAGGAACCGAUGUAUGCCGGCGCGGCGCGCAUGGCGUUGGCGAACCCGCGGCUGCACUCAUUCUCCAUCGCCUACAUCCCGUACCACACAACGCCGCGCCCGCUGCCCCGCACACUCGAGCGCGCCAACUUCGAGCUCCUCGUUGACACGUACGGCAUACCCGUUGGGCUGCGCAUAUGCGAGUGGCGAGCGCGCCUGCCGCCCUGGAAGGCGGUCGCGCUCGUGUGGGACGCUGGAGGGCGGGGGAGGCUCGCGGGUUGGCGCAGCAGCAAGCGGGGGUGGACCCGCCAGUGGGUGAAUGACCUUCGUCAGAGCGGCCAUCCUGAUGCGACGGGCAGGGGCUGGGCGGAGCUUCUGCUGGAGCGCAGUCCUGCCGGCGAGGAGGCGCGGAUGCUGAUGUUCUGCUUUAUCCUGGUCGUGCUAAUAGCGCUCAGCAUUACGGGAAGGGUGAUAGACGAUACUUACAAUAAUAGCAGGUAA